Messenger RNA from Panicum hallii, 1249 nucleotides. Its product is annotated as probable WRKY transcription factor 58. The transcript has 3 exons. NCBI's taxonomy places the organism in Eukaryota, Viridiplantae, Streptophyta, Magnoliopsida, Poales, Poaceae. Gene Ontology annotation, biological process: regulation of DNA-templated transcription. Bases 49 to 963 code for a protein of 304 amino acids. Gene Ontology annotation, molecular function: DNA-binding transcription factor activity; sequence-specific DNA binding. The record is from RefSeq and is a predicted model, not a curated record.
UCCUACCAGCAGCCCACCUCGUUCGGCCAAUCGCCGCCGGGCGGCAGAAUGGACCCCUACCCGCCGUACCUCCACGCGGACCCGCCGCCGCAAUGGCCUCCUCCGCGAUCGACGGCGGCGGCUGCUUCCUCCUUUCCGCCCCAAAACUUCACCGUCCUCCUCCCCAGAUACGACCAGGACAUGCAGCAGCUGCGCGCGAGCGCGCUCUUCGGCGUCGGCAGCUCGCAGCCGCACGGGCUGCCGCUGCCGCCGCCGGCGGCGGCAAUCGAGCAGCCGGCGAAGGACGGGUACAGCUGGCGCAAGUACGGGCAGAAGCAGCUCAAGGACGCCGAGUCGCCACGGAGCUACUACAAGUGCACCCGCGACGGGUGCCCCGUGAAGAAGGUCGUGGAGCGCUCCUUCGACGGGUUCAUCACGGAGAUCACCUACAAGGGCCGCCACAACCACCCGCGCCCCCAGGAGCGCGGGCACGCCGGCGGCGGGAACGAAGCCCUCGCCGCCGCGGAGGACAUGGAUGGCCCGAGCGACGACGACGACGACGACGCGUUGCAUGAGGAUGACGUCGACGGGGCUCCUGGCAUGGGCGCCGGCGGCGAGGCCGGGCAGAGGGUGGUGAAGAAGCCCAAGAUCAUCAUCCAGACCCCGAGCGAGGUGGAUCUCCUCGACGACGGCUACAGGUGGCGCAAGUACGGCCAGAAGGUGGUCAAGGGCAACCCUCGGCCGAGGAGCUACUACAAGUGCACGGCGGACAACUGCAACGUGCGCAAGCAGAUCGAGAGGGCGUCCACCGACCCCAGGUGCGUCCUCACGACGUACACCGGCCGCCACAACCACGACCCGCCGGGCCGGGGCAACGAAGCCGCCGCCGCCGCCUGUUCCGCCGGACAACCGACGCCUCCGGCCGGCGGAAGUGGGGCGUUCCAGCAGACCGGCGGCGCUCGGGAGCUGAAAGAGGAGAGAUAGCUCGGCCGAGGUCGGCUGACCGCUCGAUCGUUUGAAGCUGGGGGGUUUUGUGGAGUGUGGUUUUUCCCUGGGUGUGAAUAACAGAGGCUGGAUCAUCGAUUCUUUCGGGCAGGUGUUUCUGCUGCCGGCUAAUUAUAUUGUUGAUUGUAUUUGGUUAGGUUUUCAGCUGUUUUAGAGGAGCUGACAUGUUGAUUUUUCAGCUGAACAUGUUGUGCUGUGUGAUUUGUACAUUUGUUGUUUCUUUGUUUAAUUCUCUUUUUUCAUUUACAAUCAGGAUUUCAUUUUU